Macrosteles quadrilineatus (aster leafhopper) is the source of this 1021-nucleotide messenger RNA. RefSeq lists its product as uncharacterized. The record is from RefSeq and is a predicted model, not a curated record. The coding region runs from base 68 to 787 and encodes 239 amino acids. Gene Ontology annotation, molecular function: acid phosphatase activity. The transcript is spliced from 4 exons. Lineage: Eukaryota; Metazoa; Arthropoda; Insecta; Hemiptera; Cicadellidae.
UGAAUGAUUAAAACACUGAUGGGACAUCAAGCAAGAUGUGAUAGCUAGCUAAUGAUUCGGUAAAGAUAUGUUUGGAUCUAUUCAAUGUUGUAAAAGGCAAUACACUCAUUGUCUUUUUGUUGUACUGUGUUUGUAUGUAAUUAUAACUAAUAUCUCUCCAGUAUUAUCAUCAUCAGAUUAUGAUGAAAGAAUCCCAUUUAAGUUUGCUGUAGAACCAACACUCCCUGGUGCAAUAAUUUUUAAUGUGGAUGAAGUCAUAUGGCCUUUCAAAGUAGACAAAGUGAUGACACCACCACUGUCAAUCAAUGGAAGGAACAAGGAUGAAAUUAAGGAUCGUAUGGGUAAAGUAUAUGCACUGUACAAUGAUACGAGACCAGUUCUGAGCGAUCUGUUUGACAAAUGGUACCCUGUGGGGGGUUUGGUCAUCAGUACCGAUCCUGAGAAGAUUGAAACUAUCAUGAACCUCUACGACAUUGAUAGAUUCUUCAGGUUUUUUGAAGUCUUUCCGAAAACCCCAGGGUGCAAAGUGAAGCACUUGAAGAGAAUGAGUGAACGACUUCAAGUGGACCUAAAUGAAAUACUAUAUUUUGACUCAGAUGAAUAUCAGCUGGAUGAGGUGAAGUCACUGGAUAUUACUGUAAUCAGAGUUUCUCCCAAGCUCGGCUUGACAUAUGAUAUCAUGCAACAUGGUCUGCACGAGUACUUAGUGACUCAUAAUGUCUCUAGACCCUACAGAGGUAUUGAGAUGUUCACCAUGUCUCCUCCAGAUAUGCCUGUAAACAGCUGACGGGCGGAUAAUUAACAUCAAAAACUGCUGUUAUCCUAUGCUGAGGGUCACUACAAUCAGCUGUUCACUAAGAAAAUAACUACAUCAACUGUUGCCAUCCACAUGGUCUAGAGUCAUCUAGUGUUUUAUGUAAUCACUACAAAAGAUUAAAUAACAUAAAUUAAAUACUCUGGAGGAAAACUAGUGAUAUGAUUUAAACUAGUGAGCAAUAAAGAAUUUUAAAAUUCAAUUCAA